ACGACCAGCGCUUCCAACGGCAAUAUCGAGAGUUCCUAAUCCAAGAUGACGAAGGGAACAUCCAGCUUUGGCAAGCGCCACAACAAGACGCACACUCUGUGCCGACGAUGCGGUCGCCGAUCUUUCCACAUCCAAAAGCACACCUGUGGCUCCUGCGGUUAUCCAGCUGCUAAGAUGCGGAAAUAUAACUGGGGUGAGAAGGCCCUUCGACGCAGAACCACCGGCACUGGUCGCAUGAGAUACCUUAAGGUCGUCCAGAGACGAUUCAAGAACGGCUUCCAGACCGGAACCCCCAAGGGCGCUCGGGGACCUCAGACCGCAUAGAUAAUGUCCAUUUCGUUUUCUUCGGUUUCUAGGGGUAUUUAGGAAAAGGUUUACCAUACCAUUUUCCAUCAUGAGGAGCGGGUAAUUGAAUCUUGCUGGGACCAACUAGCUGUUUUUAUGAGCUUAGUUUGUUUUUUACGCGGCGUGGUAUCCCGACAAAUUCAAUUUUAUGAUCGAAUCUACCAAGAAGAUCAAGUUCAUGGACCGGAAAAUGUGGAAAUAAACGGAGUGCAUGGGUCUUUUCUCUUGUUCGAUACUGACAGGAAUCCAUUUUCGCCCGGAAUGACAAGGACGAUUUGGUUUCGCUAAUA
Messenger RNA from Coccidioides posadasii C735 delta SOWgp, 635 nucleotides. RefSeq names its product 60S ribosomal protein eL37. Gene Ontology annotation, molecular function: RNA binding; structural constituent of ribosome. Gene Ontology annotation, cellular component: ribosome; cytosolic large ribosomal subunit. The record is from RefSeq and is a predicted model, not a curated record. NCBI's taxonomy places the organism in Eukaryota, Fungi, Ascomycota, Eurotiomycetes, Onygenales, Onygenaceae. Gene Ontology annotation, biological process: translation.